GUUGGUUUAUUUUAAGAAUUCUCUGGCAUGGAAUGAGUGGGUGAUUUUCCAUGAUUCAGGUAAUGGAUAGCUGAAGGCGGCUGACCGUGGAACGCGGCAGCUGUGACAACGGCGGUAGAAGGCUAUGAGUCACUGGGAGGAUGGUGUUUUCCCAUAAAGCAUCAUUUUGGCAGGAUCGUUGUGGCUUUCAGGAAUAAAUGUGGAAGGCAAAAUGUUGCCUUUUUUGUCUGCAGCUCAAUACACAACCUAAGCGUAAUACCGUUGCCAUGGAUACGAGCAAACUGGCAGCGAAGAAAUGGAUAAAGAUUCCGAGCAUAGACAUUUCCGGGUAAAAAAGAAAAGGCGGAGAGCUGGAAACGUUCACCGGAGCUGGGAUUGCCCUGUAAUUAAAAUCAGUAGUUUACUGCCUGCCUAGUUAUCCGCAGAUUAUCAUUCUGACAUGGAAACCAUACUGUAAUUGAAAAAUUGGUUCAGGUAAUUUCAUAUAUGCACAGGAAGUAGGCUAUGUAAAAAGGUUCCGAUUCCGACCUCCCAAUGUGGGCCUGCGUUCAGACAUCCCUACUCAUAAAAACUGAUAGUUCUCAAAACGGUUCUGUUUUCAACAAUGUGAAUAUUAACAGCCCAUUACCGAACGAGGAAUGCUUUCCCUGAAAUGAAACCCUUCUGAUGAGUACCUAGUGGCGCCGUUUGUUUUAUUCAUAAGCUGGUGACAGAUACGUGUUCUAGUGUGCAGGUCACUAGUGGUUCAGUCAUUGGGCUGCAGCGUGACCGCACUGCAUUGUAUUGAGUGUGUUCUCUGUAAUCACGACCGCCUUUGUCAUAUUGAGAAAACGUUCAGAAGCGGCUUCACCUCUCAAACUACAGGGUGAAUCAUGAGAGAAUGAAAUGGCUUUUUGGAUUGAAACUGCCAAUCAGUACACACCAAGGACAUUGUGUUUAUUUGUUUGCCCCAGGGAGCACGUUAAGCCAAUGUUUUAUUUUAUAUGCUAGAAGUAGUUUUGUCUUUGUCUUACAUUCUCUCUCUUUCAGCUUCCCUCUGAAAUGUACAUGUACACAUACACACACACACACACACACACACCACACUCACACAAAGACACACACACACACACACACACACAAGCUGCAUGUGGGCAGCAGUCCAAGGUAGCAGUCUUGUUCUAUAUAUAGUGUGGUAUUAUGGAAUGUUUUGAGCACCCUUUUUUCCGCUCCCCACAUCCCCCGCCACCCCCAAGCAGCCAUCCUGAAUGGCUGCUCUCAGUGCAAAUGCUUGGUGUCAUACAGACUGAUGGGACUUAAUGUACCCUGCUGCUCAAUGGUUCUGCCUGUUCAAGCUAGGUAAAAUGGACAUGGUGCAUUGCCAUGGAAACAGCAGCCCUUCUCCCUCUCCGUGAAGGUUCUAGAAUCGUGCCUCUGAUUGUGAUUCGGGUGCUUCUCUUUCUUUUUGUACUAGCUCCACCGAGCUUUGCACCAGGCUAGCCCCCAAAAGUCAGCAUCAUUUAGAACCUACUCGCAUUAAUGAAUUGCUCUGCAAUUAGUGCUUUUAUUGCUGUUCAGAUCAAAUACUACGGGUGGCAGGGUAGCAUAAUGGCUAGCAAACUGGGCAUGUAACUCCGAAGUUGCAGGUUCCAUUCACAGGUGGGACGCAGCCAUUGUACCCUUGAACAAGUACUCAAUCUGGCUCUCCCCAGUAAACAUUCAGCUUUAUAAAUCGGUAGUGUGUAGAGGAAUGUAAGUCGUAUAAGUCACUCUGGAUAACAGCGUCUGCUAAAUGCCUCAAAUGUAAAUGCAGUGUUUCCUGGUAAUUCCAAUUCUGUCAUUUCUUUGAACACAUCUCCAUAGGGCUCGUGUGUCGGUACGCUGCAGGAGUGACAUCACUGCGGAAUGUUGAGGGGAACGGCAAAAGUGUGGAAGAGGUCCUGUUCCUGAAUCCGGAGGGCCAUUGGUUCAAUUUCCCUGGUGGAACACUGCGGGUCUGUCUCAGAUAAAGGUGAGCAGAGCUGCAGGGUGGUGCUAUUGUGUGAGUCAGCCUACAGCCAGCCCUUCCACUGGAAAAAGAACUCACCCCAAUCCUGUCCUCACCCCCCGCCCCUCCCACCCCCCCCCUCAAACCCCCUCACUGCCCCCUCUGCCAGCUCGCCAUCCCUCCCACCCGGAACUAGAGGUGUGCGUGGGAGCAAAAACCGGCGCAUUCUCUUUUGCCGGUCCUCCUAAAAGAUUUCAGUCCCGCCCACUGUGCCAUCACUGCCGUCACCAUGAUGACAUCAUCGCUCCGGCGGCAGAUGAAGAACAUGGUGAACAACUACACGGAGGCGGAGGUCAAAGUGCGCGAGGCGACCUCCAACGACCCCUGGGACCCGCCCGGCCCGCUGAUGGAGGAGAUCUCCGACCUGACCUUCAACGCGGUGGCCUUCCCCGAGGUGAUGGGCAUCAUCUGGAAGCGGCUCAACGACCACGGCAAGAACUGGCGGCACGUCUACAAGGCCCUGACGCUGCUGGAGUACCUGAUCAAGACCGGGUCGGACCGCGUGGGCAAGCAGUGCCGGGAGAACGCGGUGGUGCUCCAGACGCUGCGGGACUUCCAGCACACGGACCGGGACGGGCGGGACCAGGGCUCCAUCGUGCGGGAGAAGGCCAAGCGGCUGGUGGCGCUGCUGAGGGACGAGGACCGGCUGAAGAGGGCGCGGUCGGCGUCGCUGAAGCCCAGGGAGCGCGCGGGCUGCCCCGCCUCCGCCGCCGCCGCCGCCGAAUGUGGCUCCGCCUACGGGGACCUGCCGCCGCCCUACCCCGGCCGGCGGUCCAGCCAGCCCCUCAUGACCUCAGCGUACGGGGGCGAGGGAGCCAGGGGCUCACCCUCCUUCAGCUCCUCUUUUUCCUCCCCUCACUGUCACUCUGAUCUGGAGGAGGCUCGGCCCCAGACCAGCGGGGAGGAGGAGUUACAGCUGCAGCUGGCGCUGGCCAUGAGCCAAGAGGAGAACGAGAAGAAACCCCCGCCUGUAAACCUGGAUGAGCAGACCCAACUCCAGAUGGCACUUAACCUGAGCAAAGAGGAGCCCCUCCAGCCCGCUCCGCCUAUUCCCGUUCCCGACGUCGCGGUGCUGGAUGAAGAUGCCCAGCUUCAGCUGGCCCUGAGUCUGAGCAAGGCGGCACACCAGGAGGAGGAGCGCAGUCGUGAGGGAGAAGAGACGCUCCUGCGCAAAGCUCUUGAGGAGAGCAGAAGGGAGGUGGAGGGAGGAGGAGUGGAGUCUGCCAUGAAGGAUCUGGAGGACAUUUUUGGAGCUGGCUCUGCAGCGCCCCCUCGUGUUGACCCCUGGGACCUGCCACCUACCAGGGCCAAACCUGCCAAUGUGGUGACCUCUGACCCCUGGGACUCUUUGGGGGGUCCCUCUACCACUCCUGUGAUUGACAACUCAUGGAUGGGUCUUCCAGCAGCCAGCGGCCCCCUGAAGCCUUGGGAUCCUAGCCAACCCCCUUCGGACCCAUGGGACGCCCCGAGGAACAUUUCCAGCAGAAACCCCACCAUCCACGCAGGGUCUUCAGGAGUCGAUCCGUUCUGUACUGUGACAAAGGAAUCUCAGACAGCCUGUGACUCCCCCAGACGUUCUGGAAGUCCCACAGAUGGGGACCUGUUUGGGGAACCAGUGAUGGGGACGCAGGUGAAUGGCCGUGAACAGGGCAGCCCGUUGCCCUUUGACCUGUCCCGUCUCAGGGAGGGUCUGGCCGACCCCACCCCCCGAACCUCCCGGACCCCUGAGUCCUUCCUGGACCCAACCGCGGCCUCUCUGGUCAACCUGGAUACCCUGAUACCCCUCAACCCCCCCGCCAAGACUACCAACCCCUUCCUGACAGAACUGAGUGCUACCGCAACCUCCAACCCCUUCCAAAGCGAGCAGCCCCGCCUCACCCUGAACCAGAUGCGUUCCGAAUCCCCCUCUUCUCUCUCGAGCAACUCCUCUCUUCCCCCGUCCGUCGGCCUCCAGCCCCCCAUCCUGCCCGCCUCCUUCACCCACCCCCCCGCUUUUCCGCCAUCGCAGGGUCUGCUGGAUGUGAUUCCAAACCUGCCCCAGCCCCUACUGCCCUUCUCUACAGUGCCCCCUCCUGGACAGCAGGGGGACCAACAGGCUCAGAACCCUUUCUUGUGAGGCCCUGCUGUGUUAACUGAGUGGACACUGAGGACCCUGGAACUUACACACAAGGUUGCGACCUCAAACCCGACCUCUCGUUGCCCUUAGCCCAUCCUGAACUGAGAUUAAAACAAUAUUUUAAUACAAUGUUACCAGCCUCGCAGGUUCUGCGCCGUUCUAACCCGGGCCCCAGAAGUGCUCCAACGCUGGGGCCAACCCCCUCCUUUACAGCAGGGACAUGGGAGGUGGACAUUCUGGAACCUUCCUGCCCUCUGCUGCUGAGCUGCUGCUAGCACUGCUGUCUUGCCUCUGUGAAUCUCUGGCCUUGAGCAGCCGUCCUAUACCCAUGAAGUCCUUCAACUAAUAAAAUGAAGAAAAAAUAUAUAUAUAUGAUUCCUCACCACAACUAUCCCUGACACAACACCAUUUCCUCACACUGGCCUUCCUAAUCAGAAAUUUUGCAUGGCAGACCUACUGUAAUGUGCGCCUGUGUGCACCGAUAGACCACAAUGCACUGCAGCUAAACACCUACCCUCUGAUGCUCCGAUCCCAUCUCAUGCUAUGCCAUUGAGAGAACUGCGGGCGGUCAUGUGGGGAGCAUCCAGCCAGCAAAAUCCAUACUGACGCAAGUCUGACCACCUUUCCCUCUACUAGCCACCGAUGCACUGCUUCGACCCACGGGCUUGAGCCAGGACGACCCCUGUUGAGACCUAAAGGGGGAGAAGAUGCUGAAAUAUAGGCUUUAAUAUCGUAGGGGUUCUGCUGAAUGAACAAAACUAUAAUACUGAAAACUGAUUCAUACUAGAACUAUUAUGGAAACUACGAUCAAAACAUAGUGGUAUGAAAAUGUAUGCAAAUUAGUGUUUGUUGCCUGUCAAACACCAAUCUCUGACCAAAUGUAUACAUAUCCAUUUAAAAAAAUUCAACCAAUAAAUGGUGUGUAUUUGCACACUUUCUAAUUA
Molecule: messenger RNA, 5086 nt
Organism: Anguilla rostrata (American eel)
Lineage: Eukaryota; Metazoa; Chordata; Actinopteri; Anguilliformes; Anguillidae
Product: epsin-3-like
Exons: 12
Coding region: 2256-4142 (628 amino acids)
Biological process (GO): endocytosis
Cellular component (GO): plasma membrane; endosome; clathrin vesicle coat
Molecular function (GO): phospholipid binding; clathrin binding
Source: RefSeq, a predicted model, not a curated record